Nanorana parkeri is the source of this 1627-nucleotide messenger RNA. Its product is annotated as zinc finger protein OZF-like. Lineage: Eukaryota; Metazoa; Chordata; Amphibia; Anura; Dicroglossidae. The record is from RefSeq and is a predicted model, not a curated record. Gene Ontology annotation, molecular function: RNA polymerase II cis-regulatory region sequence-specific DNA binding; DNA-binding transcription factor activity. The transcript is spliced from 6 exons. Gene Ontology annotation, biological process: regulation of transcription by RNA polymerase II. Bases 1 to 1599 code for a protein of 532 amino acids.
AUGGCCACCCAGGCACCCGAAGUGACGAGCGAGUAUGGGCAGCCGCUCGUAGAGGGUUUUCUGGAGGAACCCGGAAGUAUCGAGACAGUGGAACGCACGCACCGGAAGCGGUCUUGUUUUCCCGGAAGUGAUGAUGUGCUGAGCAGGAAGCGGUGUCUGAGUUCUGUUGUACAAUCUCUGAUUGCCGCGUUUAAUGAUGUAUUAAUGACUAACGAGCCGCAUUCAUUCGUCUGUUUAGAUUUCAGCUCCAAUAUGGAGUUUUCUGUGAGAUUCCUGAUGGCAGUCCGCAGCCAGCAGAAUGGAUCCAGUCCCGGGGGACGUCCUCCUCACCCCGACCUGGAGGAUCACAUCGUGGACAACAUCAAAAUAGAAGACUCCGAUGAGGAGGAGGAGGAUGAGUGGUGUGCAAGGGGGCGUCGGCCAUGUAAGGAGGAGAAAGUCCCCACGGAGGGCGGCUCAGGUGUGGAGGAUCAGGAGGAACACUUAAAUGUUGUUAAAAUAGAAGAUUUUGAUGAUGAAGAGGAGGAGGAGGAGACAUUUAUAGGGGGCGAUCUGCUGUGUAAGGAGGAGGACGUUCCUUCAGAGAUCAGUGCAGAUGGGCGUUACGUUGAGAACACGUCUCAGGGGUACGGUAACCCCGAAAACUUUGUCACCUCAGAUAUCCAUCGAGGACCUUACAGCCCAGAUAAGACAUUAGAUACAUUUUCUACAGCCAGCCCUGACUUCCCUAUUACGCAUCAGAAAGCCGACGCCAUCAAGAGGCCAUACACCUGCCCGCAGUGUGGAAAGUGCUACACUAAGAAAUCCAACCUGGUGGAACACAUCAGCGCUCACAACGGCGAGAAGCUCCACCCUUGUCCACAGUGCGGGAAAUUCUUCACUCAAAAGUCUUAUCUCGGGCAGCACCUAAAGAUUCACACGGGCGAGAAACCGUAUUCCUGUCCGCAGUGCGGAAAGUGCUUCACUCACAAAACCAACCUGGCCGAGCAUAAGAAGAUUCACACGGGCGAGCGGCCUUUUUCUUGUGCAGAGUGCGGAAAGUCUUUCACCCGGAAGUGUUACCUGGCCAGCCAUCAGACCAUGCACACGGGCCAGAAGCCUUUCUCUUGUUCGGAGUGCGGGAAGUCCUACAACAAGAGGUCCAAUCUUCUGGAGCAUGUUAGAAGUCAUACAGGGGAGAAACUCUUUUCCUGCGACAUAUGCGGGAAAAGCUUUACGCAGAGGUCCUACCUCGGGCAGCACCAGAGGAUUCAUACAGGGGAGAAGCCAUUUAUGUGUUCGGAGUGCGGUAAAAGCUUCACCCAUAAACCGAACCUAGCGGAGCACAUGAAGACCCACACGGGGGAGAAGCCUUAUUCCUGCCUUGAAUGUGGGAGGUGUUUCGCCCGCAAAUCAUUCUUGGACGAUCAUCGGUCCAUCCACAGUGGGGAGAAACCGUUCUCCUGUACAGAGUGUGGGAAAUGUUUCAGGAAGGAACCAUCGCUUAUCUUUCAUCAGAGAAGUCACACUGGGGAAAAACCUUUUUCUUGUGCGGGCUGUGGGAAAUGCUUCACUCACAAGUCAUAUUUGGUGAGGCAUCAGAAGACUCAUCGUGACUAGAUACUGUGCUGCUUACCAGUUCAGAACU